AUCUCGGCUGGGGCAGGAAGGGGAAACUGAGACCCAGAGCUUCCUGACCGCCGGUCGAGCCCGGGUGUGGGGAGGGAAAGCCGAAACACGGAGCUUGCAGACCCAGCAGGAGCCCCUAUGGACUGGAGGACCUCGUUUCCCCAAUACCCCGUUGCACAAAGGAGAAACUGAGCUCGGGAGAGGACACCGCCGCUUUCCUGGCUGUGGCACCUUGCUCAGCCUCUCCAUAUCCUAGUGUCCUCAUAUAUAAAAUGGGAUUUUUUUUUCCCCCCUUCACGGAGUUGUAUGAGGAUUAAAUGAAUACAUCGCUCAGCCGGGUGCCUGGUAUCCCGGGAGUGCUUUUCGGGUUUGCUGCUGUUGCUGUGGGUCUGUGCGUGGGAGCAGUUUAUGAAUGGAGCGCCUGCUGCGACUGGCUGUGCGCUUCGUGUUGGGGACUCGGCAGACCCCGUCCCUGCCCUUUGGGGACUCGUGGUCCAGUGAGAAGGUGGAGACACAGAGCUGGACACUUUCAGUCCAGGCUGAUGAGCACUGUGAUAAUGGACACACAGGUGCUGGGAGGUCCCUAAGCCAGAAGGCUUCCUGGGAGGGACGCUGUAAGUGGAAGUGGGUGCCAAGCCCUGGGGAGCAGCAGGGCGUCAGGGAGGGCUUCCUGGAGGUGUCUUGGUGGGUCCAGCUCUGGGCCCAGCCAGGGCUGUUACUUCCCCUGCUGUUACUGCAGGGGAAGAAGUUCCUGGGAGACUUGCAGCCGGACGGGAGGAUUGUGUGGCAGGAAACUGGGCAGGUGUUCAACUCUCCCAGUGCCUGGGCAACCCACUGCAAAAAGCUGGUGAACCCGGCCAAGAAGUCCGGGUGCGGCUGGGCUUCUGUCAAGUACAAGGGCCAGAAACUGGACAAGUACAAGGCAGCCUGGCUCCGGCGACACCAGCUCCACAUUCCCACGGCUGCUGCCGAUGAGAGCCCGGCCAGUGAAGGGGAGGAGGAGGAGCUGUUGAUGGAGGAAGAUGAGGAGGAGGUUCUGGCGGGGGUCUCGACGGAGGACAAGAGUCGGAGACCACCUGCGAAGGGACCCUUGGAGCCUCCCCACCCAGAGGCCGCGCCCCCGGGGAAGCGGGUGGAAAACAAGAUCCGGGUGCCCGUGCGCUACUGUAUGUUGGGCAGUCGCGACUCUGCCAGGAACCCCCACACGCUGGUGGAAGUCACGUCCUUCGCUGCCAUCAACAAGUUCCAGCCGUUCAACGUGGCCGUCUCCAGCAACGUGCUGUUCCUGCUGGACUUCCACAGCCACCUGACUCGCAGCGAGGUCGUGGGGUACCUGGGGGGCCGCUGGGACAUCAACAGCCAGAUGCUCACGGUGCUGAGAGCCUUCCCCUGUCGCAGCCGCCUGGGGGACGCGGAUAUGGCUGCCGCCAUGGAAGAGGAGCCUCGCCUGUGCCCCCAGAUCUACCAGAGCCUGCUCCUGCGGGGCCUGUCCCUGGUGGGCUGGUACCACAGCCACCCACACAGCCCCGCGCUGCCGUCGCUGCAGGACAUCGACUCGCAGAUGGACUACCAGCUGCGCCUGCAGGGCUCCAGCAACGGCUUCCAGCCCUGCCUCGCCCUGCUCUGCUCCCCUUACUAUUCUGGCAAUCCUGGCCCUGAGUCCAAGAUCUCGCCGUUCUGGGUGAUGCCGCCCCCUGAGCAAAGGCCCAGUGACUACGGCAUCCCCAUGGACGUGGAGAUGGCCUACGUCCAGGACAACUUCCUGACUAAUGACAUCUUGCAUGAGAUGAUGCUGCUGGUGGAGUUCUACAAGGGCGCCCCGGACCUCGUGAAGUUCCAGGAGCCCUGGAGCCAGGAGCACACGUACCUGGACAAGCUGAAGAUGUCCCUGGCCAGCAGGACACCCAAGGACCAGGGCCUGUGCCGUGUACUGGAGCAGGUCUACAGCCUUCUCAAACAAGGGAGCUGAGGCACCGCCUCCGAGGUCGUCCUCCGAACCCCCCGUGGUUCCGGCUGAGGGGCAAUGGGUCGGGGGCUUUGUUGUGGUGCAGCAAUAAAGGGGAGAAGCCAGGA
Messenger RNA from Neogale vison (American mink), 2052 nucleotides. RefSeq names its product MPN domain containing (gene MPND). Gene Ontology annotation, cellular component: BRISC complex; BRCA1-A complex. The transcript has 11 exons. Gene Ontology annotation, molecular function: metallopeptidase activity; polyubiquitin modification-dependent protein binding. The coding region runs from base 392 to 1948 and encodes 518 amino acids. The record is from RefSeq and is a predicted model, not a curated record. Lineage: Eukaryota; Metazoa; Chordata; Mammalia; Carnivora; Mustelidae. Gene Ontology annotation, biological process: double-strand break repair.